This is a messenger RNA of Symsagittifera roscoffensis, 1614 nucleotides long. Its product is annotated as R3H domain-containing protein 4-like. Lineage: Eukaryota; Metazoa; Xenacoelomorpha; Acoela; Convolutidae. The transcript is spliced from 8 exons. The record is from RefSeq and is a predicted model, not a curated record. Bases 39 to 938 code for a protein of 299 amino acids. Gene Ontology annotation, molecular function: nucleic acid binding.
CAGGUAAAGCUUGUAGUUAGAAUAUUUGUUGGCGCAUAAUGGGUGUCAGAGAGCGUGCAAGACUUGUUCAAUCAGAACCUCCGGAAGUUAUCGAGGUUUCUUCAAUCUCCAGCUAUUCAUCUCAGGAGUCGCUCAACUCAAAUAGUAAUAAAAAAAAUGAGCUGGACAAGCAAAAGGCAGCUAGAAGGAAUUUGCGAGGGUGGCUUCGAAAGAGCAAGAGGGCAACAGCUCCUACUGCUGAGUCUCAUAUGAAAGCUUCUAGUUUCAAAAAUAGCAGAAGAGCGGGAAGACUGAAGGGUCAAUUGUCCUGUCUAGCAGAAGUGACCGAGGAAGCAGAGCACGGGGGAGAGGCCAAGCCAUUAGACAUAUACUCUUUUGUAGACUCAACUGCAUCUGCUUUCACAUCUGUAGUCUCAGACCAAAAAUUACUUCAGGAUUGGCAUGAGAAACUGCAACAUGCCGUUCAGCAGAAAAUGUUAGACGAAGAGGAGGAGUCGUUUGAUUUCUGCACAGACUUCGUCACUAGCUCAGAACACAAUCUGGAAUUGAACCCAGAGUUGUGCUAUAGACGAAUUGGCAAAUCUGCGAGGACUCAGUUGCGAAUGCCUCACAAGCAUCAUGAAGCGUUGGUGAGUAUUGAGCAGGAGCUGGUGGACUGGUUCUCUGCCUUCCCAGACUCAGUCAUGAUCAAGUGCAUGCACUCGGGGUACGAAAGACUUCUGUUCCACUCUGUAUGUCGCUACAUGCACCUCUCAUCAUACAGUGUGGCGAAUGGAGAAAUGAAAUCGGUGAAUAGUUCUGGAGCACGCAAGACUUACGUGCAAAACAACCUAGACACCUUCCAUCCGCCUAAACUGUUGCUCUCAGAGUACCUCCCUAAAAUCAGUGGAUUAGUCAUCAAAGAUGAAACCACGGAAAAGGGAGAGAAGGACUCGUAGCAAAGCACCCAAGUAUUGGGCCCUAGAAAACUGAUUGGUAUAAUAAACUCAUGUUGGUGUAGCACCACUUAAACUUCAAGUUAAACGCACUCCACUCCUUAGCUAAACAUAUAAAUUCUGUGAAUAUAAUGCACUAAGUAAUAUGAAUCAAUAUUAGUUAUUGAAACCGCUUGUGAGCAAUCAAUGUCUGUUUAGUUCAUUCUCGAAAUUAACCCUAAAUUAGAUCAAAUGCCCUGCUUCAAUUGAUUGAUUUAAAAUCCUUCGAUUUAUGUUGGUGCCAUUUGUGAGUUUUAAACUUGAUCUCACUUUAAUAUUAUGAACUUCAAAUCACAUGUCUCGUAAAAACUUGUUCAAGUCGAUUGAAAACGAAGUUGGUUUAUUCACGUCAGUUAUUGUUUGAGUUUACAUAAUUUUGACGUCUUGCUCUAAAACGUGUUCGGUCUAUUGUGGAAAUAUACAAGACCAAUAAUAUUGAGAUGUGCCAGAUGAACUUGGUUAUUUUCAAAAUGGUAAUAGAUUAGCGUAGUUUUAGUUUCUUUAAAGCAUGUUUUGGUGAUAACUAACGUACUAUAAAUAUAAAAUAAUGAUGAUAAAAGCACUGAAUAAUGGCAAUACAUAAUUGAUAUUUUGCUGUGCAAAUAAAAUAGUUCAACAUCCAUUCAAUUUUAAAGAAUUC